This is a messenger RNA of Mytilus trossulus (common blue mussel), 2454 nucleotides long. RefSeq names its product anaphase-promoting complex subunit 5-like. The record is from RefSeq and is a predicted model, not a curated record. The coding region runs from base 77 to 2434 and encodes 785 amino acids. Gene Ontology annotation, molecular function: protein binding. Gene Ontology annotation, cellular component: anaphase-promoting complex. Gene Ontology annotation, biological process: protein K11-linked ubiquitination; anaphase-promoting complex-dependent catabolic process; positive regulation of mitotic metaphase/anaphase transition. NCBI's taxonomy places the organism in Eukaryota, Metazoa, Mollusca, Bivalvia, Mytilida, Mytilidae. The transcript is spliced from 18 exons.
ACAGGAACGAUAACAAGUUUAUAAAUAUAUUUUAUAGUUUAUCAGCUGUAUAUUCAGAUUACGUUAUCAAAGCAAAAUGUCAAGUGCAUCAAAUCAUCAGAAAGACUUGUUUAUUUUUGGACCUUUUGGUAAAAAACCACUGAAGGAGCAGGUAACACCACACAAGAUAUCAUUAAUGGUACUGAUAUACGAGUACAUAGAAAUGAGAAGACAUCAGAAGCCUCCUGUUUUUGUGGGAUUUGGUGCUCAAGAUACCACUAGUGAAGAAAAAUUUAAAGAACGAGAAAAGCGAGACUUCAUGACAUCAAUACUCAAACUUAUUCAGAGUCCUGACAUGACCCUGAAAGAUUUAACUGACCAAGUUCAGCCUAUACUGAAACAAACACAUUAUGAAAUAUUUGCUGAAAGGUUAAAAGGAUUUUACCAGGAAGGUGUGUUACUGUUGAUGGAUUUCUUCCAAGAUGUGACAAAACAACUAAGUGACCCAUCUAAUGGGGUUAUCAGUGCUAGUAGUAUACUAGGUCUGUUCCUUAGAAGAAUGAUAGUAGCAUUUGAAAAGCUAUCAUUUUCCCAAGUGACAAAGUUAUUUACGAGAUAUAAGGAUUAUUAUGAGGCUGGACAAGUUGGAUUGGGGAUGGACGAGAGUGAUCAGUUUGGGGGAUCAUUAAUUGACUCCAUCACAAGUCAGUCUGGUAGAUUUAGGAGUGGCCUUGGUCUAGGAAAGUCAUUUGAAAGAAGUCACCAUGGCGAUGGUAAAUCUGAUGAUGUUGAUGGUGGAUUCUUCUCCUACAAACAGGCAGAAUACUUUAUAUCUAGACAGGGAUUUUUAUUGCAACAUAAUGAGAAUGAGGCUUUAUCACCAGCCAAGCUACAAGAAAAGAUAACUGAUAUGUUGAGAUCAAAUCCUGACAUGGCUGAAGCUCAUUUUUUAAGUUAUCUGAACAGUUUACGUGUUAAAGAAUACUGUACUGCACUUCAUAACCUCUAUCAUUACUUUGAUCGAAACACAAACAUUGGCUCUGAUGGAAGUCAAGGCAACAAGAACAGAGAAGAGGCAGUAAGUCGACGUUAUGCUGCCCUUAACCUUGCCUCACUGCAUUACAGAUUCGGGCACAGAGAUGAAUCAUUAGCUGCAUUACAUGAAGCUAUUAGGAUGGCACAGGAGACCAAUGAUCAUGAAUGUUUACAGCAUGCUUUGAGUUGGUUACACAGGUUAGAGGAACCUGGGACAUCUUACACAGCUAAUCUCAUGGCUAGAUCUGUAUGGAAAAGUGAAGAAUUAAACCUGCCUAAUAUCACUUCAAUGGGAGUUCAGUCUUUAGCAAGAAAUAAUGCAUUCGCUACUGCAAAGCCGGCAAGUGUGUUUGAGUUUUUAUUGAAGAGUGACCUAUUGAACUGUCAACAUUCACAGUCUCACUUUAUGUGUGUCAGUUAUGCCCAGAAAUCAGCCCUAUGGGAAAUGUAUGGGAAGAGAGAGAGUUCUGCUAUGUGUAGUCUGUUAGUGUUAAAUUUGAAUACAGCAGUAAAUGGAAUAUUUCAUAAUGGCGAAGCUGUGUGUAUAGCCCUGUGUAAUGUAGCCAGAUGUCAUGCUGAUGAUGGUAACUACAGUGCAGCAUUUGACAUCAUCAGUAGUGCUAAACAACGAUUUCCAAAACAUACUCAGCAUGCUAAUACAUGGAUGAUAUGUGAACAGCAGCUGUUAUUUGACAGAGCUGUGAUGAACAGGAAGUUUGGACAAGCAGAGACAAAUGUAACAAACAUAAGAGCACUUAAUGAAGACGAGGCUGUUAUUAGAAAUGCCAUACUGAACAAAGAAAAAGGGGAAGUAACUCAAUCAUUAACAGAAUUGACUCAGUUGUUAGAGAAAGUAAAGAAAGACAAGAGAAAAUAUGUCCCUGAUUUUCCUUGUAGAGUAUAUUUAGCCUUAGCUGAAUUAUUUGUCCAGACAGGGAACCAUACCUCUGGUCUAUCACAUGUCCUGGAUUGUAUUACACAUGCAAAGGAGCAUCAUCUACAAUAUAUGGUAGCUCUUGCUACUGUUCAUCUGUCUUUUAUACAGUUUUUGAUGCAACUUCCACAACCAGCAUUAGAAUUAUUGAGACAACAGCUAUUACCUAUUAUUUCUCAUGGUAACCUAUUUGACAAAGCUAGGACAAUGUAUUGUUAUGUACGAUGUCUGGUAGCUUCUGCUAAUAAAGGUCCAGAACAGAAGAAAAGAGCAGCAUUAGUUAGUGCCGUUAAUAUGAUGGACACAGUUAUUGACUAUUUUAAACAAUUAGAGGCUCACCAAAGGAUAAAAGAUGCUGUGUAUUAUCAAGCAAGAUUGUACAAUGAGCUAGGAAGAACAGCAGAAAGAAACAAAUGUGCAUAUCAGUUCAAACAGCUAGACUCUCAGUACCCAACAUUUAACAAAGUAUCUGUAUGUGUAUUGUAACAAUAAAUGUUCAAAAAAAU